Prorocentrum cordatum is the source of this 2256-nucleotide messenger RNA. The record is from the annotation of a GenBank genome assembly. Lineage: Eukaryota; Dinophyceae; Prorocentrales; Prorocentraceae.
GCAGUCUCGGUGCUGAUCGUCCUCGGGCUCGCUCACCAGCUCCUGACAGUGCAGCUGCGGGGCCAGCGUGGCGGCCUUGGUGGGGUCAGCCACCCCCAGCUGCCCCAGGCGGCAGCCGCUCCCGUGCCCCGAGCGUCAGUUUCUCGGACGGCACUGCACCUGGACGCGAAGAGCCUGGACACACAGACCCUCAGCGAUGGGGCGAGCCCACAGAGGAGCAGCGCCUGGAGGCCCUGGUCCACCUGCUGUCCAAGUCGGGCGACAGCGACGGGGCUGCUAAGUACCGGGAGCAGUUGGGCGAACAUCGGCAGUCUCAGCAGGCAGCUUCCAUCACGGUCGGAGCUGCCACUCAACGUGUCAAGCAAGCAGAAGCAGCCCUUCGCCGUGCAGUUGAGCGCUUUGAUCGUGUGGCGGCCUAGUACAAUGAAGCUCAAGCGGAAGUGGCAGCAGCUUCGUCAGAAGUCGACCUGGCCCGUGGGCUAUAUCAAGCUGCACUUAGAAGCUGCAGCUGCAUCAGUGCCCACCAUCGACUUGUCCUCGCUGCUGGACGGCCAAGAGAUCCGCCUGGGCGACGGAGGGAUGUUCGGGCUGGACGAACUGGACGACGUCGUCACCGCCGAGGAUAAGGAAGAGGCACAACGCCGAAAGGAUGAGCUCCAGCGCCAAUUCACCGAGGCGGCCAAGGCUUGCUUCGGCGACCUCAAGACCAAGGCGGCGGCCAUCAAAGAGGAGCAAGCCAAGCAGAAGGAGCGGCUCAAGGCCAAGCGGCCUCGCCCUUCCGCUGAGCCUGCAGCAGCAGCGGCUGACGGCAACACCAGCGGGCCAGCGAGCGGCGAUGCCAACCCCCCCCCACAGGACAAGGCCCCGCCGACGCCUGGCAAGGCCGCGGCCUCGUCGGCACCGCCUUCAGCCAAGCCGGCGCGAGCUGGUGCCGAGCCGCCCGAGGCAGCCGCCGGGGCCACUCCGUCGGUGGUCAAGGCUGCCCAGGAGAAGCUGGCGCAGGAUGCGGGUUGGACAGUCCAGCUAGACCAUCUUGUGCACUGCAGUUUUGACCACUCAGAAGAUGCGCACUCGACGUUGUCUUUCCCCUCAGCCUUGGGAGACUAUGGGCAUGACGGCAGCGUGGGCGCCGACGUCUACAACUUCAAUGUUUCAAACCCUGGCUGGUCCAGGGUCGACGUCGCGGCCUGCUUCCUCCCUCUGGGCUCCAACUUCCACAGGGGGCGGUGGGGCGCGGCGGGAGGAGUUAGGCAGGAUGAUUUGCUAUUCGCAGCUCAGCUGACGGACUCGCAAUUGGAAUGCGACGAGCGGCCUGAGCAGCCUCCAGCGCCGCGGAGACGGGUCCGAUCUAGCCCUGCCCCCGCGCUCGACCGCCUCAUCGACCAGUGGGCCGCGCGGUGGCUUCGCGACCCGAGCUUCGGCCAGCAGGACAGCGACAGGUUGGACUUCCUGGACAGCUGCAUAAUAUUUCUGACAGAUGAGCUAAGCCACCCCGGAUUUGCGUGGCUCCUGGGUGCUCGCAAUCAGAGUCCGAACCAGUUGGCAGCUGAGAUGUGUGCGCUCUCGUGGCAGAGAAAUGACCAUCGUCGGCGGAGGUACCUGCGCUGGCUGGCGUCGCUCAGUGCGGCUCAGAGGCGCAUGGCUAUGGACACGCACAACUACGAGUACAACAACGGAUGGGGCCCUAAAAUCUACAGCUACUGGAGCAAGUUCUGCGAGGGCGAGCUGCUGGACUCCGACGACAGCGACGUCGAGAGCGACGGCAUCUUCAGCAUGAGCGACCCGCAGAGCUCCGAUUGCGCCGUCAGGGCAGGCGACGCGCAGUGGGACCCAGAGCACCAGGACAUCAACUCAGACCACGACUCCAGCGUCACAGAUCACAACUACAGCGACGAUUGCCACGAGUGGAUCGGGUACGACGCAUCGGCAGCCGACCACUGCCAGUGUCAUCGCAGGCCUGAUGAUGCUGCGGCUCGUCGGACCCUCGCCUCCGAGAGGGUUGGUGGAUCAGGGCGUCUCUCGUGGGCUGACUGGCAAGCGAACGAUGCGGACGACAGACUGGACCCGCACGGUCGAGGCCGAGCUGGCCAGCAGCAGCGACAACUUCCACACUUGCUACGCACCAUGGCAAGUACGUGGAUGACGCCAGAGCCCGACGUGCACUGCGAGCAGGAGGGCAGGCGAGAAUGGCGUGAUCACUGCGUGUCCUAUGUGAGCGCCCAGCUUGGAGCAGACGUCUUCGCUCCCAUCCUGGAG